Aaosphaeria arxii CBS 175.79 is the source of this 357-nucleotide messenger RNA. RefSeq lists its product as uncharacterized. NCBI's taxonomy places the organism in Eukaryota, Fungi, Ascomycota, Dothideomycetes, Pleosporales. The record is from RefSeq and is a predicted model, not a curated record. The coding region runs from base 127 to 321 and encodes 64 amino acids. The transcript has a single exon.
ACAUUACCCAACACCAUCAUCUUCACGGCGCCCACUGGUCUAUGUACACUUUUCCGUAUUUGUUUUGAUUCAUUGGGCCUACACUUGCUUUUCCUUGCACACCUACUACACCUACCUCUUUGUACUAUGAAUGUUACAGUCAAGAUUUUUUUUUUCGGGGUGCCCAAUUGGCGAAAAAGAACCACGCAUGCGCGGUGGGACGAAAGUACAGUCUACAUAUUGGGAGUAAUUACAGUGGUCUGGCACAAUUUUGGGCGGGGAUUGAAAUGGCGAGAUUUGGUAUGUGGUGGUGGGACCUGGAUUAGGGGGACGGAAAGGUAGACCGCUUCACAAUACACAUGUUUUCUUCUCUCUGCA